Molecule: messenger RNA, 900 nt
Organism: Zerene cesonia (dogface butterfly)
Lineage: Eukaryota; Metazoa; Arthropoda; Insecta; Lepidoptera; Pieridae
Gene: sni
Product: C-factor
Exons: 5
Coding region: 35-769 (244 amino acids)
Source: RefSeq, a predicted model, not a curated record
UUUAUGUUUAAUGAAAUUCUAUUAGAAUUGCACAAUGAAUUCCGUGUUGAUUACUGGCGCAAACAGAGGGUUGGGACUUGGAAUGGUUAAAUUUCUACUAAAGAACAAUAAGGCUGAAAAUGUUUUCGCAACCUGUCGUAACACUUCUGAGGAACUUAAAGCAAUUUCCCAAGAACACAAGAAUCUGCACAUAUUAAAUCUGGAUGUAACCAAUACUUCCCAAUUUGAUGAUAUCGCUACACAAAUAGCAAAAGUCAUGAAAGGCCAAGGUCUCAACUUACUGAUCAAUAAUGCUGGUGUCACCACACGAUUCACUAAGCUCAAUUUGGUGAAAGCUGAGCAGCUGCUGGAAAAUCUAACAGUUAACACAGUGGCACCUAUAUUACUGACGAAGGCUCUCGUUCCAUUGUUGAAACAAGCAGCGGAAGCUAACAGCGGGAAGCCGAUGGGCGCCAAAAAGGCAGCUGUUAUAAAUAUGAGCUCCAUUCUUGGUUCCAUUGCACAAAACGACCAAGGUGGCUUUUAUCCGUACAGAUGCUCAAAGGCCGCAUUAAAUGCUGCAACGAAGUCAAUGAGCAUUGAUUUAAAAAAAGAUGAAAUUCUCGUUGCCUCCAUGCAUCCAGGAUGGGUAAAAACUGACAUGGGCGGCAAAAAUGCGCCGCUAGAUGUCGAUACCAGUGUUGGCGGCAUUUUCACAACCAUAGACAAACUUGGAGAAAAUGAUACAGGGAAAUUCUUACAAUAUGAUGGUUCGGAGUUGCCAUGGUAACAUUAACAUAUCGAUUUAAAUAAGUAAAUCAAUUAUAAAAACAAAAGAGAUUUUUAAUGUAAGCUUUGUUGAUACCUAUAUCUAACAAUUGUAAAAACGAGAACAAUAAAACAUUAAUAAGGCAAAUACAA